Messenger RNA from Nothobranchius furzeri (turquoise killifish), 1580 nucleotides. It is a transcript of the gene hpda, whose product is annotated as 4-hydroxyphenylpyruvate dioxygenase a. The record is from RefSeq and is a predicted model, not a curated record. Gene Ontology annotation, molecular function: 4-hydroxyphenylpyruvate dioxygenase activity; metal ion binding; lactoylglutathione lyase activity. Gene Ontology annotation, biological process: L-tyrosine catabolic process. NCBI's taxonomy places the organism in Eukaryota, Metazoa, Chordata, Actinopteri, Cyprinodontiformes, Nothobranchiidae. Gene Ontology annotation, cellular component: Golgi membrane; endoplasmic reticulum membrane.
AGACAGGUGGGUGUAGAUUCUCUAGGACCAAUCACAGCUGGUCAUCAGGUCAGUACUUAUCUGCAGGUUGAUUUUUGAUCUCUCUCUCUGAGCUGAGACCCAUCUGCCAUCACAACAUGACAAGCUACACAGAUAAGGGCGAGAAGCAUGCAAGGGGAAAGUUUUUGAGGUUUCAUCAUGUUACCUUCUGGGUUGGCAAUGCUAAGCAGGCAGCCUCGUUCUACUGCGAUAAGAUGGGCUUUGAGCCUCUGGCCUACAAGGGUCUGGAGACUGGCAGCCGGGAGGUGGUGUCCCAUGCCAUCAGACAGGAUAAGAUAAUCUUUGUGUUUCAAUCUCCCCUAAACCCUGGAAACAAAGAAAUGGGGGAGCAUUUGAUCAAGCAUGGAGAUGGAGUGAAAGACAUUGCUUUCCAGGUGGAAGACUGUGAUUUCUUAGUCAAGGCUGAAACUCCUGUUUUUCCCCCCGCCACCUUUUCACAGACAGCAAGGGAGCGAGGAGCUGCUAUUGUGAAGGAACCCUGGGUGGAGCAGGACAGCCACGGGAGGGUCAAGUAUGCUGUGAUUCAGACGUAUGGCGACACGACUCAUACACUCAUUGAGAACCUUGAACCGUACAAGGGCCUUUUCCUGCCGAGCUACAAGGAGCCCCUCUUCAGGGAUCCCCUGUUAGCCAAACUUCCACCAGCAGGGUUGAACUUCAUCGACCACAUUGUGGGAAACCAGCCAGAUGACCAAAUGGUGCCAAUUUCUGACUGGUAUCAGAAGUGUCUGCUGUUCCAUCGGUUCUGGUCAAUAGAUGACAAGCAGAUCCACACACAGUACAGUGCACUGAGGUCCAUUGUGGUGACCAACUAUGAAGAGACCAUAAAGAUGCCCAUCAAUGAACCUGCCCAGGGGAAAAAGAAGUCUCAAAUCCAGGAAUACGUGGACUAUAACGGUGGAGCAGGCGUUCAGCACAUCGCCCUGAACACGUCAAACAUUAUUCAGUCUGUAACAAAACUACGUGAACGAGGAAUGGAGUUCCUCUCAGCUCCUGACACGUACUAUGACACCCUGCGGGAGAAACUCAAGAGCGCCAAAAUCACGGUGAAAGAGGAUCUCGACCACUUACAGGCAUUGAAAAUCUUAGUUGAUUUCGAUGACAAGGGCUACCUUCUUCAAAUCUUCACCAAACCUGUGCAGGACAGACCGACACUUUUCUUGGAGGUCAUUCAGAGGAAUAACCACUUUGGUUUUGGGGCUGGAAACUUCAAGUCUCUCUUUGAGGCCAUCGAAAACGACCAAGAUGCCAGGGGAAACCUCACUGUGCUGACACCUGAAGGGCAGGCCAAAGCCCUUCGCUGAUCCUCUGACUGCCACCAAACCAUGCUGAGGCUGCAGGACGUGUUUCAGAAAUAAACAACGCUCACCACAACUGAGGAAAACCAAAAGUGUUGGAAAUCUUCAUGUUACAUCCUUCAAGCAUUACCACAUUCGCUUUUAGAACUAAGUAGGCUGAGCUGCAAUUGGCUAAAUGAAGACGUGUUAAUAUGUUUUAUGUCAUGUGGUUUGAGAAACAAAAAUUAAAUCAAGCAAAAAUUA